Messenger RNA from Chrysoperla carnea, 2369 nucleotides. RefSeq lists its product as uncharacterized. NCBI's taxonomy places the organism in Eukaryota, Metazoa, Arthropoda, Insecta, Neuroptera, Chrysopidae. The transcript is spliced from 2 exons. Bases 149 to 1819 code for a protein of 556 amino acids. The record is from RefSeq and is a predicted model, not a curated record.
AGAGUUUAUAAACUCAUCCUCACAUCUGUUAAUUUUUUUUUUUUUUUUUUUGUAAACAAGGUAAAAUUCAUUUGUUUCAAUCUUAAAUGCGAAUGAGACCACUUCGCAAAUUUUGAAGAUCUUUCGUCUAUUUAAAGUCGUUGACAAGAUGAUGAGCUCAAAUUUGCCACUACUUUUUAUGGAUGGUUAUCCAACGACAUUGGAACGUAUGUCGAUUGAAAAAUUAGAAAAAUUUAUUACGUUUAUGGUCCGAUGUUCGUUGGGUCACGAUACAGCCAAAGAAAUAAAAGUACCAUUAUGGUGGCCAAGAGAAGUACCAUUUACGAAUCCAUUUAAACGUGCUAAAAAUUUCCGUUGUGCUGAUUGGAAAGAGCUAUUGUUAAAUCUAAUUACAAAAUGUUACCGUUAUCAUCGUAUGGAAGACAUGAUUGGAUUUAGUGUACAAUUAGCUGAAAUAUCCAAGGAUAAUUUUCGUAUUUUGGAUAAUUGGAAUGGUACAACAUCAUUUUUUGAAAAGUCAACAUCCAAAUUAUUAGUAACCGUUCGUAACGAAUUAUUAACGUACGAUCGUAGAAAAUAUCAAUUACGUAAUAAAUUCCAUAGACGUGUCGAAACAAUUAUUCUAGAACCAGAGGUCGACACAUUUAUUUGUCAAAAUUGCUGUGAAGCUUUUACCACCUUUAAAGCAUUAAAGGGCCAUGAAAGGACGUGUUCAUCUGUGAUUUUAAUCGAUUUAGACGAUCCACUGUACGAUCAUGGCAAUAACGAUAGUAAUUACGACAUAGUAUCUGACACACAUGAUACUAUAUCAGUUUCACCUCCACCGUCACCAUCUUCUUCAAUCACCAGAACAUCAAGAACAUCAGGACAAUCACCAGGACCAGGAACAGAGAUCUCAUCACACCAGCAUCAGGUCACUGAAACGUUUCAAGAAACAUUUUUACAAACAUUUAAUUUAUGUUCGCAUGAAAAAUUACCGCGAUUUAAUGAAGAUCGAGAAAGAGACAGAAGUAAAAAAUCAAUAUCCCCACCACCGUGUAAUAAUCGACGACAAUUGUUAUCGUUAACAAAAUGUCCGAACAUACCAUUCUCCUCGAAUAUUGGACAAAUCUUGUUAAAACGUACUCGAAAAGAACUAACGUCUGAUAACAUACACGAACGGUGCGGUCGUAUUGAACGUUUUACGCGAACAUCACCCGUUAAAAAAUUAUAUCCAAGCCAAAAUCCACAACGUCGUCCAACUACCUAUCCCGUAACGUAUCGACAGCCGAAAGGGGCUCAUAAAAAGGUACAAAGUACGCGUCCAUAUAAUUUUCGAGGACGUCGAUCUAGAUUACAUGGUUUAAGUGAACGUUCGCAAAUUAUUUAUCGGAUGUAUUGUUCGCGAAUUUGUGUCGAAGUGAAACAGUUAACCGAUUUGGAUAUAACGAACAUCAAUACAAAAUUAAAAGGUAAUUAUCCGUUAGAUGAACUUGUAAACGAAACUAAUUUAAUACCCCCUCCAAGUCCUUUGAUUGUUCGUGAUGAUAUUAUCGAAAUAUCCGAUUCAGAAGAUGAACAAUUUGAAGAACAAGAAUAUCAAGUCACAAUGGUCGAAAAUACAAGUGAUUCAAGUGAUGAUGAGAUCGAAUUCGUCGAAGAACCUACAAUUGUUAUAGUUCCAUCUGAUAUCGAAUCAGAGAAUCAAGAUCCACUUGAAGAGCUUUAUGGGAAAACCGAUCAUGGUUUUGGAGCAGCAUUUACAGAUCCAAAAAGACGAUUGUUUGGAACAAUACAACAAUUCUCUGAUGAAGUACCCGGUGUUGUGUGUGUUGAUUAAACAAACAAAAAAACUCGACUACAAAGUGAAUAUUUUAAAAUUGUAUGUGUAAAUUCAUGUUCUAUCACUUCAGUUCCAGUUCCUUUCAGCUAAAAACAUUCUAGCAUCAAACAUCGUUUGAUUUUUAGGUUCUAAAUUCAUGUAAGAUAUUUACAGUAGGUACCGUUCAAUUUCGAAGGGGGCCACCAUACAUUCAAUCAAGCUCUCUCCAAACUCAAGUGAUUUUCUUGAAACAUAACUAAGCUAAGAACAUUUUCCGUUAAAUUGCCUAUCAAAAAAUAAUAAAUCGGUUCAUCCCUUUAGAAGCAACGAAGCUCCAGACAGACAGACAUAGUGGUCAAACUUAUAACACUACUCUUUCUGCGUCGAAUGGUAAUCGCCCAAAAUGGACAUCUUUUCUACUAUUUUUUUGUUUUAGCUUGGCAAAAACUAAUUUGCGAUUUACUGUUAGAAUAAAUCGUAUAUUUUUAACCCCCGGCACAAAAAGUGGGGUGUUAUAAGUUUGGCAGCUCUGAGUGUCUGUCUGUGGCAUCAUAGCUCUUAAACGGGU